AUUUUGAAUUUGUUAUUUGAUGAUCGCAGAAGUUUCAACACAGGAUUGUUUUGAGUCCUAGUGGUAAAAUGACAAGGUAGCACGUUGCGUAUCUUCUCGAAAACAACAAUUCUUGUGAAAUGGCCAAUCCGCUCCGUGGAGAGGUGGUGCGACUAUACAAAACUCUGCUCUUUCUUGGACGGGAGUACCCAAAAGGAGCAGACUAUUUCAGAGAAAGACUACGGGCUGCUUUUGCCAAGAACAGGGAUGUGCAAGACCCAGAGAAGAUCAAAGAACUCAUCAACCGUGGAGAAUUUGUGGUGAAAGAGCUUGAAGCGCUGUAUUACCUACGAAAAUACAGAGCUUUAAAGAAGCGAUAUUAUGAUACAGACAAGUGACUGCUGAAAGUAUGAAUGUAGAGAAAUCAACUGUAUUAUAAAAGGAAAUUUACAAUCUAUUUGUAAUUUAAAAAAUAAAUGAAUAAACAAUAACAUUACAAA
Molecule: messenger RNA, 479 nt
Organism: Paramisgurnus dabryanus
Lineage: Eukaryota; Metazoa; Chordata; Actinopteri; Cypriniformes; Cobitidae
Gene: lyrm5b
Product: LYR motif containing 5b
Biological process (GO): respiratory electron transport chain
Cellular component (GO): mitochondrion
Source: RefSeq, a predicted model, not a curated record